AUGGCUCCUGGUGUUGACGAUCCCAGAAUAUCUGCCCAAGAGGUUUACUCCCCGCAUUUUGCUGGUCGGGCUGGGUUCGGAGCUAAUUCUGUAGGCUUUUGCUAUCAAUGCAGCUGCUGUAACGAGGAAUUACGGGGCAGGUUUAGCCAUUCUGGGUAUUUAAUUGGAAUUUUGGGCUGACCAAUUGUUUAGGUAAACCCAAGGAUCAAUUACAACACUAUUGCCGGUGUCAAUGGACCGUUGGUUAUUCUAGGUAAUCUCACCCGUUCUCCUGCAUCAAGGGUUUCCGUAAUGUUAUCGAAAUAAAAGCCUCCGCUUUUGACGAGAGCCAUGAAACAGUCCUGCGACAUGCGCUUUGCCGUAGCUCGCUAAUCUGGAUUCUUGCCAAGAUAAUGUCAAAUUUCCACGCUAUAACGAGGUAUGAACUUCGGUAUCGCUGGAUAUUGGGAUCCCGUUGGUGACACUGCUAUAAACUAGAUUGUUAACCUCACUCUCCCUGAUGGGACUAAACGUGCCGGUCAAGUUCUGGAAGUUCGUGGAAGCAGAGCUGUCGUUCAGGUUUGGAUUCCACAAAAUAUAAAACGCGAUUGACGUAGCUUGCUAAUAAACCACCUCCUCAACAAGGUUUUUGAAGGCACUCCGGGAAUCGACGUUCGCAAGACGACUGUGGAGUUUAGCGGCCAAAACCUCAAAAUUCCUGUGUCGGAGGAUAUGUUAGGCCGCAUCUUUGAUGGAUCCGGUAGGGCUAUUGAUAAAGGACCUAAGGUUUUUGCGGAGGAUUAUUUGGACAUCAACGGGUCCCCCAUCAACCCCUACUCACGCGUGUACCCCGAAGAAAUGAUUUCCACCGGAAUCAGUGCUAUCGAUACUAUGAAUUCUGUUGGCAAGUCAACCGUGUCGGGGGGGGGCUUGGGCGCAUGGGAAUGGUAGAGCUAACAUCUGCUCUCAGCUCGUGGUCAAAAAAUCCCCAUCUUCUCAGCCGCUGGUCUUCCCCACAAUGAAAUUGCUGCCCAGAUUUGCCGUCAAGCUGGUUUGGUUAAAGGGCCUAGCAAGGGUAUUCAUGACGACCACGAAGAGAAUUUCUCAAUCGUCUUCGCCGCUAUGGGUGUUAAUCUAGAGACCAGUCGGUUCUUCACCCGUGAUUUCGAGGAGAACGGCUCAUUGGAGAGGGUCACACUUUUCUUGAAUUUGGCUAAUGAUCCAACGUAUGAUGCUGAGUGCACGGAAAUAACUGGCGCAGUGCUGACGCUUCAAUAGGAUUGAGCGCAUCAUUACCCCCAGAUUAGCUUUGACUACAGCGGAAUACUUUGCCUACCAAUUGGAGAAGCACGUCUUGGUGAUUCUCACAGAUCUUUCAGCUUAUUGUGAUGCUCUCCGCGAGGUCUCCGCAGCUCGUGAGGAAGUGCCAGGCCGUCGUGGGUAUCCGGGUUACAUGUAUACGGAUUUGUCUACUAUCUACGAGCGCGCCGGACGUGUGGAAGGAAGAAAUGGAUCAAUCACCCAAAUUCCUAUCCUUACUAUGCCCAACGAUGGUCAGAAACACCCCCCAUCCCCUUAUCCGGAAUGAUUGCUAAUCGUCACUAGAUAUCACACACCCGAUUCCUGAUUUGACUGGAUACAUUACUGAAGGCCAGAUCUUUGUCGACCGGCAACUCCACAAUCGUGGUAUAUACCCUCCUAUAAACGUUCUCCCCUCCCUAUCGCGUCUCAUGAAAUCCGCGAUUGGUGAGGGUAUGACUCGUAGGGACCAUGGUGACGUUUCCAACCAACUGUAUGCCAAGUACGCUAUCGGGCGUGAUGCAGCAGCAAUGAAGGCUGUCGUCGGAGAGGAAGCUCUUUCAGCCGAAGACAAGCUUUCCUUGGAAUUUUUGGAGAAAUUCGAAAGGAGUUUUAUCGCACAAGGCGCUUACGAGUCCAGAACCAUCUUUGAGAGUUUGGACCUUGCCUGGAGUUUACUGCGAAUUUACCCCAAGGAGCUCCUUAACAGAAUCCCUGCCAAGAUUAUCAACGAAUACUACCAGCGAAGUGCAAGCGACAGGAAGGGCAAGGGAAAGGCGAGGGAGGGGAGCAAGGAUACUAGGGAUAAUAUUCGGGAGGGUGCUCCCAAGCAGCCGCCCCACACACAGGAAAACUUGAUUGAGACUUGAUGAAUUUAAUUGAAGUUGGGGCUGUAGUGCUUAUGGCGCGCUUGUGAUUUAGCCGCUUCUCAUACCUUUUUCCGCUUUUCCUUCUUUUCCACCAAGAUACUGCCUGGAAUCCAAACUUGAAGUAUAUGUAUGAUCCGAUGGUUUUGGAGAAAAUCAUGUGUGUCGGCCGGUGCACCGUCGCUGGAGGAUUCAUUUUGAUUCAAGCGUAGACAUGAUAGUGCUAGGGGCUUGAUUGUCUCCUUUUUUGAGGUUUAGUCGUACCCACUCUUCCCGGAGGGGAAUGAAGGGGUUUGGGGCUCGCG
Messenger RNA from Tuber aestivum (summer truffle), 2449 nucleotides. The record is from the annotation of a GenBank genome assembly. NCBI's taxonomy places the organism in Eukaryota, Fungi, Ascomycota, Pezizomycetes, Pezizales, Tuberaceae.